Messenger RNA from Penicillium verhagenii, 711 nucleotides. Its product is annotated as shikimate dehydrogenase family protein. Gene Ontology annotation, biological process: chorismate biosynthetic process; shikimate metabolic process. Lineage: Eukaryota; Fungi; Ascomycota; Eurotiomycetes; Eurotiales; Aspergillaceae. The transcript has a single exon. Bases 1 to 711 code for a protein of 236 amino acids. The record is from RefSeq and is a predicted model, not a curated record. Gene Ontology annotation, molecular function: shikimate 3-dehydrogenase (NADP+) activity.
AUGCCCUACAAAGUAACCCUGAUGUCCGCCGUCGACGAUCUCACAGACGAGGGCCGAAUAAUCGGGGCUAUCAACACGGUCUUCAUCCGCAAGACCUCCGACGGACGCAGGAGGUACAUCGGCACCAACACCGACUGCGUGGGAGUCCGAGAAGCCUUCCUACAGAACUACCCUGGCAUUCUUUCCCAGUCAGUUGGCAAGCCGGGCUUAGUGAAUGGAGGCGGCGGGGCGUGUCGAGCCGCGAUUUACGCGCUGUGGAAGUGGAUGGGCGUGAGCAAGAUAUACAUUGUGAACAGACUUGAGUCGGAGGUCAAGUCGAUUAUCGACUCGUUCCGUGCGACUGGCUUUGACGGAGAGCUGGUUUGGGUUUCAUCUGUUGAGCAGGCGGCGGCACUGGAUGCUCCAGUCUUAUGUGUUGGGACUGUGCCGGACUUUCCACCGGUGGAAGAUGGAGAGAUCCUGGCAAGGAAGAUUGUGGAGACGUUUUUGGAAAAGAAGGAGAAGGGGUAUGUUCUUGAGAUGUGCUAUCACCCCAAGCCUCGGACGGAGUUCUUUGAACUCUGCACGCGGGCUGGAUGGGAGGUCAUUUUUGGAACGGAGUCUAUGGUUUGGCAGGGGGUUGCUCAGCAGGUGCUUUGGGCGGAAUUGCCGUUCGAUCGAUUCAAGUUGGAUGCAGCUGUUAAGACGAUCGGAGAGGCAGUAAGGAAAUAA